AUGUCGAACUUCGGCUCUAACAUUGAUAUGAAAAAAGCUUUGGACGCUCAGAAGUCGCUGUCCAAGAACACUCCUCAGCUCGAACAUGCUCUGUCAAACUCAAAGGCCAAUGGCCUGCCCGAAAUAUCCAUCAACGCAUCUCAGGGGACCUUUCUCUCCAUCCUUUGCAAAAUGACCAAUGCCAAAAACAUUCUCGAGAUUGGAACUUUGGGCGGGUACUCCACGCUUUGGUUCGCUGAAUCUGUGCCAGGUGUACAGGUCACCUCCAUCGAGAUCGACCCACAUCAUCGCGAUGUCGCGGUGGAGAACACGAAAGGGUGCGAUAAUGUAGAGAUUCUGCUWGGUGCUGCAUUGGAUAUUUUGCCUAAACUUGCUCAGCAGGGCAAGGUGUUUGAUUUUAUCUUCAUAGACGCAAAUUGGGAAGAGCAGGCCGAAUACUUUGACUGGGCUGUUAAGCUCACUAGAAAAGGUGGAUGUAUCUAUGUCGACAAUGUCGUCAGGCAGAUCAUGCAAGAUGGGGAGAAAGAUAUGGCUUUGGUUGAGUUCGUGAAGGAUGAUGAGAGGGUCGAGGCGUCCUUGGUUCCGAUCUUCCAGUCUUAUGAGAGAGACGGACAGACAAAAGACUUUCUUGAUGGCUUUAUGAUCGCUGCGGUCAAGUAA
This is a messenger RNA of Ramularia collo-cygni, 660 nucleotides long. Its product is annotated as related to O-methyltransferase. The coding region runs from base 1 to 660 and encodes 219 amino acids. The transcript has 2 exons. The record is from RefSeq and is a predicted model, not a curated record. Gene Ontology annotation, molecular function: S-adenosylmethionine-dependent methyltransferase activity; O-methyltransferase activity. Lineage: Eukaryota; Fungi; Ascomycota; Dothideomycetes; Mycosphaerellales; Mycosphaerellaceae.